Molecule: messenger RNA, 1700 nt
Organism: Charadrius vociferus (killdeer)
Lineage: Eukaryota; Metazoa; Chordata; Aves; Charadriiformes; Charadriidae
Gene: LAMP2
Product: lysosomal-associated membrane protein 2
Exons: 8
Coding region: 76-1221 (381 amino acids)
Biological process (GO): autophagosome maturation; protein targeting to lysosome involved in chaperone-mediated autophagy; cellular response to starvation
Cellular component (GO): autophagosome membrane
Source: RefSeq, a predicted model, not a curated record
GGUUUUUUCCAGUCCUAUGCAGUGGAAGUAGAUGUAAAGGAUGCCUCUAAUGCUACGUGCCUGUAUGCACAAUGGAUGAUGAAAUUCUCGAUAAAAUAUGAAACAAACAGUAGUGAUUAUAAAAAUGCAACCUUGAAUUUGUCAUCCAGUGUGACACACAAUGGAAGCGUCUGUGGCAAUGACACACAAGCUGCACUUCUGGCAGUACAGUUUGGAGAAGGUCACUCUUGGAGCAUUAACUUUACAAAAAACAAUGAAACUUACCAGGGGGACUUCAUCACAUUUACUUACAACACCAAUGAUACUGCUGUAUUUCCUGAUGCUAAAAGAAAAGGACCAAUUACUAUUGUUGUAAAGGGUACUAUGCAUCCGGUUCAACUGAACAACGUCUUCGUGUGUCAUAGUACUGCUUCUUUUGAAGCAGAAAACGUAACACAGAUUUUCUGGAAUGUUACUGUGCAGGCUUUUGUUCAGAAUGGCACAAUCAGUAAAAAAGAGUCUAGAUGUCGUGCUGAUACUCCUACUUCUGCACCUACUGUUCCGCCUACUAUUGCCAAUGUAACUACUGCAUCUACCACCACUUUAUCACCUGCUCCAACAACCGCUCCCAAACCUGUGGAGAAUCCAGACACAGGAAACUAUUCUCUUAAAAGUGGAAAUAAAACUUGUCUUCUGGCUACUGUGGGGCUGCAGCUGAAUGUUUCCCAAGACAAGCCUCUUCUGAUCAACGUCAAUCCAAAGACAACUAUCGCAGAUGGUACAUGUGGUAAUACAACAGCUACUUUGAAAUUGAAUGAUGGAAAUAGCACAUUGAUUGGUUUCACAUUUGUUGUUAAAAAUACAAGUGCAGGCGUACAAAAAUUUUAUCUGAAAGAGGUGAAUGUUACGCUGCUCAACCGUCUGAAUGGUUCUGUCAUUUCGAGUGCAGAUAACAACAAUUUCAGCAAGUGGGAUGCUUACCUUGGUAGUUCUUAUAUGUGCCGAAAAGAGCAAACUCUUGAGGUUAACGAAGAUCUCCAAAUACAUACUUUUAAUCUAUGGAUUCAGCCGUUCCUCGUGAAGGAAAAUAAGUUCUCUACAGCCCAGGAGUGUUCGCUGGAUGAUGACAGCAUUCUAAUCCCAAUUGUAGUUGGUGCUGCACUUGCUGGCUUGAUUGCCAUUAUAGUGGUUGCUUACAUAAUUGGCAGAAGAAAAAGCUAUGCUGGAUAUCAAACUUUGUGAAUCUAAAUGUGAUUCCUGUUCUGAUUUCACUCUAAACAAAGCAAGUGCAAGUUCUGAAGUCCAAAAAAGACCCAAAACUUAGGAGUAAUUACUAGCCACAGCUAAUUGGAGUUGAGAAACAGAGAGAGAAUGUUUAUCUCAGAUGAAGCAGAACUACGUUUUUAGUUUUCCUGCUCUAAGAAGACGACGUGGGUUUCAUAGCUGUUUUGAAGAUGUCAAAUAUUGGAUGAAUUGCUAGCCUAAGGAUUUUAUCUUGCAAAACCCCUAAAGUGUUUAGGAUUUAUUUCUGCUUUUUACAAGUUGUAGCCUGAAACAAGAACACAUUCUAAACUGAUGUGCAUUGGGCAACUCCCAGAAUAACAUAGAAUUUGUACUUGCUUCUCUCCUCUGCGUUCUGUAGUCGUCAUAAUUGUGGGUUAAGCUGGCAGCAUUAGUCACUAUGUUGACUCGUAUAGUAUUUAACAAGGAUUGUACGAUGC